GACGAUCCGAUCCGCGCCUCCCACUCGGUCAACUCUUCUCUUCUCAACCCAUCCGUUCCUUCGCAUCACCCCAUCCUGACGGACUCCUUCGCCCCUGGACAUCUGUCCUGUCUAUUCUAGCGUGUUUGCCGAUCCACUGCUAGCACGGCCACCCUCUCCCACCAUCGAUCAUGUAGCAAGCUCAGUCUUGCCCUCCGAUGCAACGAUGGUGCUCUCCCUAUCUGUCCCUAGCUUCUCUAGAUCCACCACCUCCCCCGCGCUUCGCUCCAACUCCCACUCCACCACCAUCAGCGAAGCUCUCCGCAACAACCCCUUCGGCCUCACCUCCCGCGCCCGCUCCAUCACCGCCCCGACCGCGGACCAGAAGCGCGAGCAGGACGAACUCAACCACGCCCUGCAGACCCUCGCCCGCAUCUUCCCCGACAUCCGCGUCGAGGUCUUCCGCGAACUCCUCGUCCGCUUCGACGGCCUGAGCCGUCUCCCCGUCUGCGUCGAGCAGCUGCUCCGCCACAAGGAAGAAUGGGUCGCCGGACGAUGGAACGUGCCGGCCGGCACCGCGGGCUCUGACGGAGACGAGCGAGUCUUCCGCAGCUACGCGGAUGACUUCCUGGUUCCGCCGGACGAGCUGUUCCGCACCCCGGAAUACAAAGUCACCGUCAAGACGGUCCUGGCGAAGGAGUUCAGCGGACUGAGCAAGAGUACCGUCGAGGCCGUCCUGGCUGAGGUCAACUUCUGCUACCUCCGAGCCCGUCCCACCCUACACGACCUCUCACGGAGGACCUGGCGCGCCACCUUCAACAAUAUCCUCCCCUCCUUCAAGCGCAACAAAGAUAAAAACGAGCACCCGUUGAUUCUCUGGCAGCGUCAGUCGGAUGGCGAUCUGGUUCCGCGGCUGAAGGAGACCGGCUGCGCGGAGCUGGAUCGAGAGCUGCACGACGCCUUGCUGGCGCCGCUCCUUCGGACCCGACAGGAGGAGCGCGAACAAAAGGACCUGCUGCUGGCAGAGGAGCUGAACGAGGGCGAGGCCAAGGCCGCCGGGGCCGUCUACGAGUGCGAGUGCUGUUUCGCAGAUGUGACCUUCGAGCAGAUCUCCACCUGCUCCGAGAACACGCACAUCAUCUGCUACGACUGCAUCCGACGUACCAUCCACGAGGCCCUCUUCGGCCAGGGCUGGGGGAAAUCCGUGGACGUGGAGAAGUCCACGUUGAAAUGUCUGGCGCCGUUUGGAUCCGACGUCUGCCACGGGACGCUGGGCCCGGAGAUCGUGAAACGGGCGAUUCUCCUCGACAAGGCCGGGCUGGAGACGUACGGGAAGUUCGAGACCCGACUAGCUUCAGACGUGCUGCUCAGAUCCCAGCUUAAACUCAUCCGAUGCCCGUCCUGCUCCUACGCGGAAGUCGACCCGAUCUACCACCCGUCCGCGACGGGUCUGGCCUGGCGCUACCGUCGAGACGGGGUUUUCAGCACCGUUCUCGUCACCAUCGCCCUACUCGACAUGGUACCCAUGCUGUUCAUUAUCUACAUGAUCUCCUACCUCCUCGACUCCUCCGCCGCAUACACCAUCUUCCACAACGCCCUCCUCAACCUGUAUCUCAAGCACCGCCCGAAGAAAUUCACCUGCGCCCAUCCCACCUGCCGACGGACCAGCUGCAUCACCUGCCAGAAACCGUGGCGUGACCCCCACGUCUGCCACGAGCCCUUGCUCCUCGACCUGCGCGCCACCGUCGAGGCCGCCCGCACCGCCGCCGUCAAACGCACCUGUCCGCGCUGCGGCCUCUCCUUCGUGAAAUCCUCCGGCUGCAACAAACUCACCUGCGUCUGCGGCUACUCCAUGUGCUACCUCUGCCGCAAGGCCCUCGGCGCCCCCUUGAACCCCGCUGACCGCCUCGCCCGCGCCCUCCGCCGUCCCCAUCCCCACCGCCGCGGCGGCGAAAUGGAGGGCUAUAAGCACUUCUGCGAGCAUUUCCGCGUCAAUCCGGGCUCGCGCUGCUCCGAGUGCAACAAAUGCGAGCUAUACCAAGAUGAAGACGAGGAAGCGGUCGCAAGGCGCGCGGGCGAGCGCGCCGAGCGCGAUUGGCAUGUCCGGCAGGGUUCGAAGGCCGAGGGCGGCGGUGUCGGCGUGGCGAAUCUGCGUGUGAAUCGCGAUUUCUCGGACCGGAGGGGGGGAUUGGCGCUGGCGAUGCCGGGGAAGAACUGGUCAUACUGGGUGGAUGAGGUUUGGCGGGAUGGGCGCUGGAGGGUUGAAGGCCAGGCGUUGGUCGAUUGGGUGGUUGAGGGGUUGAUUGUUAUAGACUGA
Aspergillus heteromorphus CBS 117.55 is the source of this 2296-nucleotide messenger RNA. Its product is annotated as E3 ubiquitin-protein ligase. Lineage: Eukaryota; Fungi; Ascomycota; Eurotiomycetes; Eurotiales; Aspergillaceae. Bases 206 to 2296 code for a protein of 696 amino acids. The transcript has 2 exons. The record is from RefSeq and is a predicted model, not a curated record.